Molecule: messenger RNA, 2867 nt
Organism: Physella acuta
Lineage: Eukaryota; Metazoa; Mollusca; Gastropoda; Physidae
Product: putative N-acetylated-alpha-linked acidic dipeptidase
Molecular function (GO): carboxypeptidase activity
Source: RefSeq, a predicted model, not a curated record
UAACAUUUUCUGCCGGGCAAGUUGAUGGUAACAUGUAGACUCAUAAAAGUGUGCGAUGGCCGCGAACCCGCGACUUUCAUAUGGCUGUGGUGUGUUCUGUGUUCCACGACAACGAUGCCUCUGGUGAAGGUGCCUCGCCACUCGGCCACCAACCACCCGAUCUAACAGUAACUUCCGGUACCACCAGUCGAGGCGUGCAUACCCGGAUUACCACGUGACGUCAUCGAUACAGCCUGUGAUCGAGUAUGUCAUCGAUCGUGGCGCUGAUGUUCGGCUGGGGCAUGCCGUCCCGGGGUUACAUAGCCGGCAAGCCGGUGUCGCGAUGGGAGGCCGACUCGGACAACAUCGACAUCGAGUACAAGAACCUGGACAAGCCCGUCCAGCAAGCCAGGUGUGCCCAGUGUCUGAGUGGCAAGAAGGGUUUAGCCAUCAAGGCUCUUCUUAUCCUCGCCGUGCUCUUUGUCGGCCUCAUCAUCGGCUACGUCAUCAGGAGGAACAUCCACGAGGUCUUUGUCUCGGCGUCCAUCAAACAGAAGUACCUGGGCGUGCAACAGGACUACAACCCACGUGUAAGGGACGAGCUACAGGCCCGUGUGACCCACGUCUCCAACUUUGAGGACAGCCUGCAGCUACUGACGAGGGACGUACGGCUGUCGGGGGUGGGCGGCACCAACCGGAUCCUGAUCUACGUGCGGGACUGGUGGAGGAACUUCAACUUCGACAGUCUGGCCAUCAAGAACUACAGCGUCCAGCUGGUCUAUCCCGACUAUGUGGCGCAAGACGAGAACCACGUGGCGAUUAAAACCAACAACAACACCCUGGUGUUCGAGACGUGGACCAACAACUCCAACAUCCACCCCGACAUAUCCCCAUUCAACGCCUACUCAGCCUCGGGGAACGUCGAGGGGGACAUUGUCUACUGUAACUUUGGUCGGAGAUCUGACUACAGAUGGCUGCAGGAGAGAGGGGUCAACACGAAGGGGGUCAUUCACCUCAUUCGGUACGGCAAGGUCCAUCCGAGCAAUAAGAUCAAACUGGCGGAAGAAAAUGGCGCCAGUGGGGUCAUCCUGUACCCCGACCCCUCGGACUACUGCAAUGGGAUGACCAACGUGUCUGGCACCUGGUGGCUACGUGGGGAUCAGGUGCCCAGUGAGCACGUCAGGUACUGGCUGACAGGUGACCCCAGCACACCUGACUAUCCUGCUCUAGUAGGUGUCCCUAGAACUGGCUCCUCUACAGCCAGCACACCUGGAAUACCUGUCUACCCCAUCUCCUACAACGAUGCCGAGAUGAUGCUCAGGCACCUGGGUGGGACGUCCACUACAGGAGAUUGGCUAGGUGGACUUAACGUUUCCUACAACACUGGACCAGGCUUCACUGGGCCAUGGCAAGACUACAAAGUUGAACUGAACAUCAGCAACAGCUUUAGCUACAGAGAUAUCCACAAUGUUAUAGCUGUCCUACGGGGGAAAUAUGAACAAAAUCAUUACGUGGUUAUAGGAGCUCAUAUAGACGCCUGGGGAUACGGUGCCAUUGACGCUGGAACUAGUUUUGCUAUCAUUAUGGACUUGGCCAGGACAUUUUCCACACAGGUGGGGAAAGGCUGGAGGCCGAGAAGGACAAUUAUAUUUGCAUUAUGGGAUGCUUCAAAGUACGGCCAUGUUGGUGCUUAUGAAUGGGUUCAGGAGUAUGAAAAGCAGUUGAGUACGGGUGGUGUGGCAUACAUUAACAUAGAUUCUGCUAUACGAGGUAACUAUAGUUUUUAUGCAGAAUCCAACCCACUUCUCUAUGAUGUAAUUUACAAGGCAGCUAUGUCUGUGAAGUGGCCAGAACCAGGCCAAGAUGGCAAGUCUGUCUAUGAUGUCUGGAAGGAAAGGGCCAGUAACUCUGAAUUCUCGGCCACUGAACCCUGGAUAAAUUAUUUGUCAGGUGACCAAGACCACAGUCCAUUUAUGUACAGGCUAGGCAUGUCUUCAGUGCUGACUGCAUUUACAUAUAAUAUGAAGGCAUACCCAAAUUUACCCACCUACCCCGCCCACAACACAUUACAGGACACCAUGGACUAUGUGCUCAACAUCGACAAGAAAUAUUUAUUUCACUCGGCUUUAGUUCAGGUACUCAGCGAUAUAGUGUUGAGACUAGCAGACUCUGCCAUCAUUCCAAUGAAUGUCACACACUACAGCACCAUGAUGAACCAGGGCAUUGCCAAAGUUAGGCACAUUUUCACCUCGCAUUUAUCAAGUAAUGACUCAGAUCUGCUGUCUGAUGCAGUGUCAGAAUUCACACAGGCAACCUUAACCUUUGACACAGCCCUCAGAAACAAAACAGACCUGACGGAAUUUGAUGUUUUGGAAAUUAAUGACAAGCUGAUUCGUAUCUCAAGAGCUUUUAUUUAUGAAGGUGGACUUUUACAUCAGGGUAGAUACAGAAAUGUGCUGAUAGCACCCCACCCUGACAACCUGAACGAGGAAGUGAUCUUCCCAGGGCUAGUGGUCAGUGAGGACAGUUCAGACGUGGACAGAGACCAGCUACGGAGAGAACUGGUCAUCCUGAUUAUUGCCAUCAAGCGAGCCAAAGAUAUUUUAGUCGACGACUUCGGUCCAGAUUUGGUAGAAAGAGAUUUGUGAGAUGGCCAAGUGUUGAUAGUUUGUGUAAGUGAGAGGUAUUGACAGUUUGUGUAAGUGUGAGAAUUGUGAGAUGGCCAAGUGUUGACAGUUUGUGUAAGUGUGAGAUUUGUGAGAUAGCCAAGCUUUUAACUGUGGGUAUGUGAAUUGUAAAAUGGUCAAGCUAUUGACAGUUUGUGUAACUGUGAGAUUUGUAAGAUGGCAGAGUAUUUACCAGUUUGUGUGCCUGUACUUUUGAGAGCU